CCACCACGCGGUGGCCAUCAAAGCCUUUACAAAAGCGUCCCAAGCCGCCAGCUGGUCCGGAUGAUCCUGAACAUUACCAAAAGAAAGCUGAAACUUAUCGUUUUGAAACGACGCCAUCGUCUCCCGUCGGCCUACGCCAACAAUGCUUCUCCGCAACCGGUCUGCGAACCUAGAGAGGGGAGAGAGAACCAGGGUUAGCGACUCCGUCUGCGCCAUCUCUUCCGAGGACCAUCCUCCCGGAACUACGCCAGCAGGAUUGCUGGACGGACCUACCGAACAAGACCUCCUCGCUUCCGCUCGUCCUUCGGGGAAAAAGAAAGAAAAGCGGCUAUCGCAAGACAACGCUCCGUCCGUCGCUGGGCUGCUCUUCGAGCCUGUUGACCUGCUCACUCCGUUCGAGAAAAAACACUUGCCUCCGGCCUGUGUGAGAAGAGAGGAGAAAAAAACCCUCCGUCUGUCGGGGAACCGCUGGUUCUUGUGGUCGCCUCCUCCUGUCGGCUUGCAGGCCAAUUUGCCUGUUUUGGCGGGGCUGCGUCCCUGGCCCCUGACCAAUCGCCUUCGCCCUGCUCGGCUCCUACCCACUCCUCUCCUGCGGAUCGGAAUAACCCUCGUCCCGCCGUCCAAUGUUGGGUUGGGGGACUGGGGGACUGGGGGAACUUAUACAAACUAUAGAGUUGAAUGCUCUCUAUUGGUCGCAUCGCUCACGCAAGGCCCACUUCCUGGGCAACCGACAACAAGUGUCGGCAGCUGUCGCUUAGUCAACUGAUCGUUGGACGUAGGCAGAAAGAAAAACAAAGAAAAGUCUUUGGGUCUGAACGACCAUCU
Molecule: messenger RNA, 825 nt
Organism: Parathielavia appendiculata
Lineage: Eukaryota; Fungi; Ascomycota; Sordariomycetes; Sordariales; Chaetomiaceae
Exons: 2
Coding region: 143-766 (207 amino acids)
Source: RefSeq, a predicted model, not a curated record